CCGCAGAGGAUGCCCGGUUCGAGAGAGUGAUAGAAAACCUGGGGCCUCUCCUACCAACAGAACCGGGCCCAGAGACGCCUCCCCUAGAAAAACGCUAGCGCUCAGGGUCCCCAAAGGACGGUCCUGGUCGUGCCGCCCUCUCUCAGGCCAUGGUGCAGGCGGAGCUCAGGGGCAUCCCCAGGUGAGGGCAGCGGGAGUCCACCGCGCUCGAGCCGGGUCGAUGCGGGUUCGGGGAGAAAGCAUGCUGCCCGCUCUGCGCCCUGCUUGCACCCUGAGCGGCCCCAGUCGCAGCAACAGAAAGCGCAGCGCCGGCCGAGGCGGCGGCUGGAGCUGUUGCUGAAGUCUCCCGACCCACGCUGGGUUCUCCGUAGUAUGCGAGUGGAGAAAACAGCCGGAGAACAGGGCUCUCCCGGUGACAGCUUCCCGCGAGCUCUUUCCGCUGGCUCCUCGGAGCCGAUUGGUGCGACAACAUGCCUUGCACCUGCACCUGGAGGAACUGGAGGCAGUGGAUCCGACCUCUUGCGGUGGUCAUCUACCUGGUGUCCAUAGUGGUCGCGGUGCCCCUGUGCGUAUGGGAAUUACAGAAGCUGGAGGUUGGAAUACACACUAAGGCUUGGUUUAUUGCUGGAAUCUUUCUGCUGUUGACUAUACCUAUAUCCCUGUGGGUGAUAUUGCAGCAUUUAGUGCAUUACACACAACCUGAAUUACAAAAACCAAUAAUAAGGAUUCUUUGGAUGGUACCCAUAUACAGUUUAGAUAGUUGGGUGGCUUUGAAGUUCCCCAGCAUUGCCAUCUAUGUGGAUACCUGCAGAGAAUGCUAUGAAGCCUAUGUCAUUUACAGCUUUAUGCAAUUCCUUACCAAUUACUUAACAAACCGCUAUCCAAACCUGGUGUUAAUCCUUGAAGCCAAAGAUCAGCAGAAGCAUUUCCCUCCUCUGUGUUGCUGUCCACCAUGGGCUAUGGGAGAAGUAUUGCUGUUUAGGUGCAAACUGGGUGUGUUGCAGUAUACAGUUGUCAGACCAUUCACCACCAUUGUUGCUUUAAUCUGUGAGCUGGUUGGUAUAUAUGACGAAGGGAACUUUAGCUUUUCAAAUGCUUGGACUUAUUUGGUUAUAAUAAACAAUAUGUCACAAUUGUUUGCCAUGUACUGUCUCCUGCUAUUUUAUAAAGUACUAAAGGAAGAACUGAGUCCAAUCCAACCUGUUGGCAAAUUUCUUUGUGUAAAGCUGGUAGUUUUCGUGUCUUUCUGGCAAGCAGUAGUUAUUGCUUUGUUGGUAAAAGUUGGCGUUAUUUCUGAAAAGCAUACAUGGGAAUGGCAAACUGUAGAAGCUGUGGCUACGGGACUCCAGGACUUUAUUAUCUGUAUUGAGAUGUUCCUGGCUGCUAUUGCUCAUCACUACACUUUCUCGUAUAAACCCUAUGUCCAAGAAGCGGAAGAGGGCUCAUGCUUUGACUCUUUUCUUGCCAUGUGGGAUGUUUCAGAUAUCAGAGAUGAUAUUUCUGAACAAGUAAGGCAUGUUGGACGAACAGUCAGAGGACAUCCUAGGAAAAAAUUCUUUCCUGAGGACCAAGAUCAAAAUGAGCAUACAAGUUUGUUAUCAUCAUCAUCACAGGAUGCAAUGUCUAUUGCCUCUUCAAUGCCACCUUCACCUGUGGGUCACUACCAAGGGUUUGGACACACUGUGACUCCCCAGACUACGCCCACUGCAGCCAAGCAGUGUGAUGAAAUACUUAAUGAUGCUAUGGAGAAGAAAAAAGAACCUUCAGAUCAAGCUUUGGAAUCCUGAGCAGUAUGAAAAGGCAAAAAAUGAAAAAAAAACUCUGUUAGAACCAUCAUAUUCCAUUACCUGGUAUCUCCCAAGGCUCAGAACUUUUGUGCUUGGGACAAGCCAUAAAUUAUGGAAAAUUUCAACACAAAGAUAGGUGAAAACCAGAUACAACUACUGGACUUACAUAUGAGUUUUACAUAUUGCAAAUAGUCUAAAUCUCCUAGACUUAGACUUGAUUUCCUAACACUAGAGUAUCACAUACUCAAAUGGUAGAAAAUGACUUCAGCUAAAUGCCCUUGUUGUUACAUUGCUUUAGUAAGAGGAUGGACAUUGUUAACAGAGUUUCCUACCAUGCUGCAUGAAUGUAAGACUCUGGAAUAACAGAAAGCCUAAUUCAGAAACAUGAAUUAGUGGAACAUAAUCAACAUCAUGUGCCAUAUAAGCUUACCUAACGAUUAUUUCUCUACUUCUCAAAUGGAUGUCUUUCAAUAAAUAAUAAUUUAUCAUUUUUUCCUGCAA
Messenger RNA from Ochotona curzoniae (black-lipped pika), 2288 nucleotides. RefSeq names its product transmembrane protein 184C (gene TMEM184C). Gene Ontology annotation, biological process: transport. NCBI's taxonomy places the organism in Eukaryota, Metazoa, Chordata, Mammalia, Lagomorpha, Ochotonidae. The transcript is spliced from 10 exons. The coding region runs from base 471 to 1787 and encodes 438 amino acids. The record is from RefSeq and is a predicted model, not a curated record. Gene Ontology annotation, molecular function: transporter activity.